CAGAUUGGAACUGUCUCAUACACUCAAGAUGAUGCAAACAGAAUUUUGUUCAUCCCCAUCUCUAGGACAGCUGGAUGCAGAAAUUCAGAGAAUAUAUGAUGAUUUUAAUGUGCCUUUUUCUGAGUGUGUAACAUUUGAUACAGAAUUGCUGGAAAUUGUAGAUGCUGUUGAACAAAUGGAUUUUGCAAAAAUCAACAAUGCCGCUGUUAAUGAAAUAUUUCCUGACCGUACUAAUUUGACAAGUCCCUGUGUAAGCAGAUUGGAGAUGCAGACACCAAAGAGACCUUGUAAAACAGAUUUAAAACGACAUCUGAAUUUUAACAGAAUUGAUGGACCUAUUGGUUGUGGUGAUGAUAAAAUGCAACAGGCACCAAAAAGUGAUGUAACAUUGAAACCUAAAACAACAGUCGUUACGGCAAUAGUUCACAAUCAACCAGUAAAUAAGGUUCCCAAUGAAUGUGUAAAACAAGCACUAAAAGCUUCUACUACUGUCUCAUCAUGCUCCAGAAGUAAACAAACACACCCCAUUUCAUCUGUGGCUUCUAGAAAAUCUAUAGCUGUAGAAGACAUCAUAACCACCAUUGAUGAUGAUGAAAAGUAUCCAACAGCAGUACCCACACAUUGCAGAGCCAAGGGUUUUUCUAACAAUCCCAAAAAAUCUUUGAAUUCUCUACAAUUACCAGGUUUGGGACAGAAAACACAACACACAAACACAACUAAGAAAUCAUGUGUUAAAAGAAAACCUAGUGGUGAGAAUAAUGCUCAAAAUACAAUAAAAAAGAACUCUAGUGAGACUUCCGGUGGGCGGGACACAGAGUAAGACGCAGGGGAGAAGAGCUCUGUCUGCAGCAAAGCUUAAAAAGUCUUAAAAACAUUAAAUUGGGCAAUUCUCCGCUGGAAAAUACCUGUGCCCAGUGAAUUAUCCUUGGCAGAGUUUACUGCCCGGACUGGGGGGGGAUAUUUAAAGAAACCCCCAUGUUAUUCAAGAGAGCCGCGCAUCGCUCCCCCACGGAGGUAACACAUUGAAAGUAAAGCCGACUGCAGGGACGAGGACCCGAUCCACCCACUGACCCACUAUCUAGAAGACCAGAACUUUGUUACUACUGGUGGCUGGGAAAGGCUUCGGAGGUGAACCUGAUGGCCUGCGACUAGGGGCCGAAGUGGAGCGUCACGCCUACUAACACCCACGCCGCCGAGACCAGCACAUUCAUUCAUCGCUCAGCCGUGUGCAGUCUUGGCUUCACCCGGUAGGAUCCGGGUAACAGUGACAGGCCUCAGAGCUGGGAAUAGGUGGCGGUGAUCUGCAGAAUCCACGGCCCAUCGCAGAAAAGAACUGGCGCGAAAAACGGCGCCAUCUUAGAAGCGGCCGUGAAGUAACACUGCAACCAUACCAGAGGAACUGACAGAACCCCCAUCGGUUGCUCGCCAGAGUCAGUGGGUGGUAAAGUAUUGCCUCCCUUCUUUCAUCAGACCUCACAUAAAGCACCCGUACCUCUUUGUUUGAAAAAUUUGAGAGGUGAGGAGCACACAGACACUAUCCUGCUCAGAGUUAGCAACACACGCACAACAGGAGCAUCACAGAGCAAGGAGCAAGCUCCAACACCACACGACCGGGUCACUGUCAGUUUGGACUGGGGACUGCUUUGAGCACUGUGCCACUAAGAUCCUGGUAUCUGACCCCACACCCUCAUUACUCCGCAGUGAAAGACCCCAAACCUUAGAGUCCCUAACGUUACUGCUGUAUUGGGGGGGUUUCACACAGGCCAGCCAACACACUACGGCACAGCCCAGAGUCAAUGUGCAACUAUUAACCUACAGAGAAGCUGCUUUGGGAACACACAGUCUGUUAUUCUAGAUCUGACUGUGCACUUACUGAGGAAUAUUCCAGGACUUUUGGUUUCUUAGCACAUUG
Bombina bombina (fire-bellied toad) is the source of this 1912-nucleotide messenger RNA. RefSeq lists its product as uncharacterized. The transcript has 6 exons. The record is from RefSeq and is a predicted model, not a curated record. NCBI's taxonomy places the organism in Eukaryota, Metazoa, Chordata, Amphibia, Anura, Bombinatoridae. The coding region runs from base 29 to 820 and encodes 263 amino acids.